AUGUCGAGCGGAUUUCGCGUCUUACACCUGGUGCGGCCGUUCAUGAAGUUCCUUCCCGAGGUGAAGGCGGCCGAUCGUAAGAUUCCUUUUCGCGAGAAGACGCUCUACACCUGCGUCGCGCUGUUCGUCUUCUUGGUGUGCUCGCAGCUUCCGCUGUACGGGAUCAAUACCUCGAGUGGGGCGGAUCCGUUCUACUGGGCGCGGGUGAUCAUGGCGAGUAACCGCGGGACGUGCAUGGAGCUCGGGAUCUCUCCAAUCGUGACCUCUGGGUUGGUCAUUCAGCUCUUGUCGGGGUCGAAGAUCAUAGAGGUGGACGAGAGCGUGAAGGAGGAUAGGGCUUUGCUCAAUGGGGCGCAAAAACUACUCGGGGUGUUGAUCACCAUCGGUGAAGCCGUGGCGUACGUCGUGAGCGGGAUUUACGGCGACGUUCGAGACCUCGGCGUGGGCAACGCCUUGCUCAUCAUCAUUCAGCUCUUCUUUGCGGGGAUCAUUGUGAUUUGCCUGGAUGAAUUGCUGCAAAAGGGCUACGGUUUGGGAUCUGGGAUCUCUCUGUUUAUCGCCACCAACCAGUGCGAGUCCAUCAUCUGGAAGGCGUUCUCUCCAACCACGGUGAACACUGGUAGAGGCACCGAGUUCGAGGGCGCCAUCAUUGCCCUCUUCCACCUCGUGCUCACGCGCACGGACAAGAUUCGUGCGCUCAAGGAAGCGUUCUACCGCACCAACCUGCCGAAUAUCACCAACCUUCUGUCGACGAUUCUCAUCUUCCUCAUCGUCAUCUACUUCCAAGGUUUCCGCGUCGAUUUACCGAUCCAAUCCAAGCAAAACCGCGGCUACACGGCGAACUACCCGAUCAAACUCUUCUACACGUCGAACAUGCCGAUCAUCUUGCAGUCUGCAUUGGUGUCCAACCUUUAUUUCAUCUCGCAGCUCUUGUACAAGAAAUACGGUGGAAACUUCUUUAUCCAACUAUUCGGUCGCUGGCAAGAGAGCGAUAGGAGUGGACAGCUCAUCCCGGUCGGCGGCUUGGUGUACUACAUCUCACCACCGACGUCGCUAGCUGACGUCGCGGCGAACCCGCUGCACGCCAUCUUCUACGUGACGUUCAUGCUCUCCGCUUGUGCAUUGUUCUCGAAGACUUGGAUCGAAAUCGCGGGUUCCUCCGCGAGAGACGUCGCGAAGCAACUCAAGCAGCAGCAAAUGAUCAUCAGAGGUCACCGCGAUAUCAAGAUUGAGAAGGAGCUCAACAGAUACAUCCCGAUCGCCGCGGCUUUCGGUGGCAUGUGCAUCGGUGCGUUGACGAUUGUGGCGGACUUCUUCGGUGCUAUUGGCUCUGGUACUGGUAUUUUGCUCGCGGUGACGAUCAUCUAUCAAUACUUUGAGACGUUUGAGAAGGAGCGCGCGUUCGAGAUGGGCGCAAACGUCUUCGGGUAG
Messenger RNA from Ostreococcus tauri, 1431 nucleotides. Its product is annotated as Translocon Sec61/SecY, plug domain. The record is from RefSeq and is a predicted model, not a curated record. Gene Ontology annotation, biological process: post-translational protein targeting to membrane, translocation; SRP-dependent cotranslational protein targeting to membrane, translocation. Gene Ontology annotation, cellular component: Sec61 translocon complex; membrane. Lineage: Eukaryota; Viridiplantae; Chlorophyta; Mamiellophyceae; Mamiellales; Bathycoccaceae. Bases 1 to 1431 code for a protein of 476 amino acids. The transcript has a single exon. Gene Ontology annotation, molecular function: transmembrane protein transporter activity; signal sequence receptor activity; ribosome binding.